AUGGCUAGCACUAUGGCACCCUUCCCAAGGAUCUACUUCCGCUACAUAGAGCCCAUCACGAUCACCUUUGGGAGCCUAAAUCUCAUGCUCAGCGGUGCGACAAGCGCGUCGACCUACCUCUCAACACCAGCACACCCGGUAUUGGCGACAGAACACUUCUUGGCCCUACAAGCAGGCAGUAUGAUGCUUCUAGUAGGCUUGCUACUCACCAUCAUCAUGUGGACGACCGACGAUAUCAGAACCGUCAGGUUGACCGUCAUGAUUCUUGCGGCAUCUGACAUUCCCCACUGGAUUUUCGGAGCGUGGUGUUUGGGGCCUCUCGCUUCUGGGCCCAGCAGUUGGAGCGCCGAGAUGAAAGCGUACAUGGGAGUUCCUGUUGUGACUUUUAUGAUUAAGAUCGCAUACUUGUUGGGAUGGCUGGGAAGUGAUCGGACGACAAGCAGGGUCAGGAAGGAGUUGUGA
Molecule: messenger RNA, 462 nt
Organism: Aureobasidium subglaciale EXF-2481
Lineage: Eukaryota; Fungi; Ascomycota; Dothideomycetes; Dothideales; Saccotheciaceae
Exons: 1
Coding region: 1-462 (153 amino acids)
Source: RefSeq, a predicted model, not a curated record